CAGGAGCAUUUCUCGAGAUUCCGACAACAAGCCGUUCGCUAGGUUUCUCAGUCUCUGAUUUCAUCUAGAGCUAAGAGAACAGGAACAACGACGCCAAGAGAGAUGGGUAAAAGAAAAAACAAAAAGGUGGUGGUACCUAUGGAUAUGGAUCAGUUUAUACCCUCAAGGCCUGAUGGUCUAAAAGGGCUUCCACCAAACUGUUUGAAGCGCCUGAGAAAGAAGGGAUUGAGUAUUAUACAGCCUGGAAAUCUGUGUUUGAUCCUGACUGAUUGGUAUGUUCAACAAGCAAGAAGAACAGCCCGAAGAGGUCCUUUCCACCUUUCAGAUGAUGGUCGCGUUGCUUUCUUGUGCUGGAGAGUUGCAAGACCGGCAUUCGCUGAGCUUUUGAAAAGCUCGUCAUGGAUCGUGAUUGCUGGUUUUAUUCGAGAUCAGCUCAGGCACAUCAAUUGUUAGGCGUACGCUUCUUCCGAUCUAACCAGUGCCAUAAGGAUUAUCCGCCACUGGGAAGAUACAUAUAUUCCACUGUGUGCUUGGUACCUAAGCAACCAUGUUGAACCAGAGAUGCUCGGCAAGGAUAAACAUGCGGAAAAGGGACAUGUGUGCUACGGUAAUUCAAUUGCUGAAGCCUUGGAACAUAUUGAAAGAGAAGGGAUCCCAAAAGAGAUCCCACAGUUUCGUCAGUAUAAAUGCCGUCGUUAUCCUCCAAGUGCUCAUAAGAGAAAGCACAAGAUAAAGUCUGUCCUUAGUUUCGACACUUUGGACAAGGCUUUAGCCCACCUUCACAUUCAGCCUGUUGGUGCAGCUUUAAUUACUUUCCCUGAGUUGUGGCGUAUUGGAGAACACAUCUACCGUGGCCCAUUAGAAGAGAAUACUCAAUUCACGGGGUUUCAUGACGUGGUGAUUGUCAAGGUAGAUGUGAUUAACCGCGAACAGGUGGCGUUGUGCAAGCUGAGCAACGGCCCAAAAAUUGGUGUUGGUGGGUAUGUAUGGGUUUCCCUGGAAGUGAUGUACAUGGUGGUUGGUGCUCAGGAUAAUGAUAAAGAUAUGCUUCGGCCCUCCUCAACACCACGCCAUCUUCUUUCGGAUUUUAAUUGCCCACUAAUGGAUGAAGCUCCAAGGGCAAACCUUAAGAGGAAACAGGAGCAACAAGAUGAACCAAAAAGAUCUAAAAAGCGUCGUCGUCAAAGAGUGGCGCGCAGCAGUUCUAAAUUGCACUCUAACCUAGAUGAUGAUGACGUCGCAAGUCUUCAUGGCCAAGUCAGGCAGUUGAUAAAUACAAGAGAUACAAAUAGUCAUGAUCAAGAAGCAUCUCAUGAAGACGAUAAACCUGCUGUUGUAACUUCAGAUAAUUUGCCAAUCUCUACAGAAGAAUGCUCGCAACUAAGCUUUGGAUCAAGCCCUUUGAGCAACAACGCAGGAGAGACCUCUGAUGUAGCUUCAAAGAUGGAACAUUCAGAUGCUAGAAGUACCGACUUCUAUGGACACUCUAUGGGCUCAAGUAAUAGCCACAAUGCCUUAUCACUUGGUGGCCCAAGCAGUUCCAUGCCAGAGGAUGGCUAGUGAAGAAGAUUUGAAUUUUACAGGAGAGAUAAAGAAAGAAAGAGAACUAACCCUUUUUACCCCAUUUGUAUCACAAAAGGGAAGAAACAUGUGUUACCUUUAACUCUUGUCUUUAUCUUUCCUCGGUGUGGGCUUUUUUGGCUGAGACCCGUAGGAUAUUCAUUUUAGGCACAAUUUGAAUGAAGGGAAUGAUCAAACUCUCUAUGAAUCUA
Molecule: messenger RNA, 1772 nt
Organism: Arabidopsis thaliana (thale cress)
Lineage: Eukaryota; Viridiplantae; Streptophyta; Magnoliopsida; Brassicales; Brassicaceae
Product: Cysteine proteinases superfamily protein
Exons: 9
Coding region: 562-1560 (332 amino acids)
Source: RefSeq, marked reviewed